AUCACCAUCCAUAUCAGGGCCAUAUAUAUAUAACAUUCACUCUCUCUUUGAUCUUCACCCACUUCAUUCAUUUUAAAACAAACCAAAGCAGACUAAUAAUAAUCAAAGACAGAGUCCAUCAAAAGUUUUUUUUUCUACGAAAACAAAUAAAAAUGGGGAUUGACAGAUCUUUGGUUUUGAUCCUUCUUCUCAUCUCUGUCUCUUUAUCGACGGCUAGGAUCUUACCCGGAGAGUUUCUUCCGGUCGUAGAUGGCGUCAUGUUUUCCGGCGAGAUCCCUACUGCUGCUCAACCAGCGGCGGUGGUGGGCUGCGGAGGAGAGCAGGAGACGAAGACGGAAUAUUCAACUUUUGUUCCAGAGGUAGUCGCCGGGAAAUUCGGGUCGUUGGUGUUGAAUGCUCUUCCGAAAGGGUAUCGUCCGGGUUCUGGACCCAGCAGGAAAACUAACGACGUCCUGACUUAGAAGAAGAAAGAGCUCUUUCUUCUUUGUGUCUCUCUUCUUUUGUUGUUCCUGUCCUAAUUCUUACCUUCUUCUUUUUUUUGGUCUUUAGAGAUUCUUUCAUUUUUCUAGUAGAGACAAUAUUGUAAAUGUUACAGAGAAUUACAGUAAAAGUUUAGAAUAUUAGGAUUGUUUUUGGUCAAGAAUGUUAAAAUCCACAUCUUGUAUCUCGAUCUUAUCAAAUCUUUUCUUGAUAAAUGUUUUGUUUA
Capsella rubella is the source of this 706-nucleotide messenger RNA. RefSeq lists its product as uncharacterized. The coding region runs from base 153 to 461 and encodes 102 amino acids. Lineage: Eukaryota; Viridiplantae; Streptophyta; Magnoliopsida; Brassicales; Brassicaceae. The record is from RefSeq and is a predicted model, not a curated record. The transcript has a single exon.